Molecule: messenger RNA, 2541 nt
Organism: Caenorhabditis remanei
Lineage: Eukaryota; Metazoa; Nematoda; Chromadorea; Rhabditida; Rhabditidae
Exons: 8
Coding region: 1-2541 (846 amino acids)
Biological process (GO): positive regulation of transcription by RNA polymerase II
Cellular component (GO): histone acetyltransferase complex; transcription regulator complex
Molecular function (GO): histone acetyltransferase activity; transcription coactivator activity; chromatin DNA binding
Source: RefSeq, a predicted model, not a curated record
AUGCAAUCAACAUCUAUUGUUCAAAGCGUUGAUGACCAAUCUGGCCAAAGCUCAUCAACCAAAACAAUGGCCACUGCAACUGGUGGAGUGAUCGACAAGAAGGCUAAGCAUCAAGAAACGUCUCCCCAAUCUUUGCAACAAAAAGAUAAAUUGAUAGCUGUAGUCGGAGCUGCAAUUAAUGGUCUGUCAAACGUGUUGCUCAGGGGUGUCACCCUAGACCCAGCAAUCUUUUCUGAAGAAAUAAAGGCAACUAUUGAAAAUUCGUUGAAUCACUUGGCAAAAGUUGUUUCUUCACAAGGAAUUGGACAAAACGGAUCAAGCGGAUCUACAAUGGAGCACGAAUUCACGGCCAGCCCAUCACCAAUUCCAACGGAACAUUUGGAUGGAAGCAGAGGAACGACUGCUGAGAUUGCUGACCAACCCGAGACAUUGCUCGUAGAAAAUGAAAAUAGAAUGGAGCAGAACGACAAUCCAGAUGUUGAUGUCACUCUCCAGGCUCAGGUUGUUGAAUCUGCUAAAAAUACUGAGCAGGUGCAGACUGAUAAUAUCCCACAAAAUGAUGGAGUCGUGGAUGGAGUGGAACAAAUCGACAACAGUGGAGAGCUUGAAGUGGAAAAUAUUGCUGUCGGAGUUCCUCAUGAGCUCGUCGAAUUGGAGGACAUUCAAGUUGAACCGAGUCAUGAGCAUGGCGCCAAGGAAAUCGUGGAAGCUGAGAAAACCCAAAUUGAAGAAGUUUGUGAUGUAGAGCUCACCAGUACAUCUCAAAAGAAGGCCAAAAUCGACAAACAUAACUUAUUGAAUUAUGCCAAUCUUGAAAACGAGAAUUCUGUGAAGACAUAUCAGAUGCAAAACUUUGAGCACCAUUUGCUACUCCAAAAAGCAUAUGAUUCAAAGAGAAAGAAUGAAAAUCAGCCACCGACACCACCAAAUUUGAGCCUGGAUGAGUCGUCUUCGAUUCUCCCCAUUGAACAAGAAGAACCGCAAACGAACGGCAAGGAGUCAGAAGCAGGGAAUAAUGAUGAAAUGGACACUGAUGAUGGAGUGCAAAAGAUGGAAAUUGAUGAAGCCACUGUCAAUGCCACUACAUCUCAGCGUGAAACGGAUUGCUGUGAAAAAGAAGGACUGAUGUAUGAAGUUUCAAAUUUAAUGUGUGGCAAUAUUUCCGGAGAAUGUCGUAUUCGCGAGGGUCACGAGUACUACAAGAGCGAAUCAUCCUGCUACUGUGCCCCGUGCUUCAACAGUCAGGAAAUCAAUCCGUCGGACAAGGCAGAGUACCGACAUGAAGUACACAUCAAAAAUAUCAAGGAGGAGAUAUUAAGAUGUGUUCUCUGCAAAAGGAACUGGCAUAAAACCUGUUACUUUGAAAAAACAGGGAUCGCUUUCACUCCACACAAAAAUGCUCUUUUCAUGUGCACCUGCUUGAUUGGUCCCCUUGAAGAGAUGUCAACAGCAGAAAGCAUCAAAGAAACCCGUCUGAGUCAAGACGCAGAGAAGGACGUCAACAUGAAGCUCCAAAGGAUGAUUCCGAAUCUGAAGAAGGAAGAGCACGUGUUGAUAAGAGAGCUCAGCUACGUCCAAGCGGAGGCUCUGAUAAGCAGAUUACGGUUUCCGGAUUAUACAUUGAAACAAUUCAAAGAGCUUUAUGGAAACAGCGUUAAAUACAGAAAAAGGACACUCGCCGCCUACCAAAAGAAAGAUGGAAAAGUGCAGUUGUUUCUGAUGAUCUUCCUUCAACAAUACAGGGACUUGCAAAAGAAAGAAGGAAACAACUGGCAAGUGCUCCAAUAUUUGGACACAGUUCCCCAUGCACAGCGGCCUGGUGGAAUGCUUUCUGGUACGGUAAUGAACUCCGUUAUGUACCAAGUGAGCCGCAUGGGGUACGACAAAGCUUUCGUGUGGGCUAAGCCACCUCAGCAGGGAGAUGAUUAUGUGUUUAACAAACAUCCAAAAAGUCAAGAAAUGCCAGAUCUAAAUAAAUUGCUGCUCUUCUACAACAAAUCUUUCGAACAUGCUGAGGCAGCUGGAGAAAUCGAAAAUGUUGAAACUUUUGAGGAAUAUUUCAAGGACAAGAAACCCAUCACUCUAUUCGACAUCCCCAUGUUUCAUAACAGCCUCUGGGACAUCAUGAUUAACUGGGCGGAUUACACGAUGAAAAAGGAAAAAUUAUGGAAGAAAGGAACACCGAAACACCAACAGAUUAUGACAGUGAUGGAAAUAUAUUUUCAAAAACAUAAAGAGGACAAUUUCUUCAUCGUCUUCAAAAAUAACAAUGACAGAAUUGUUGAGGACGAACCAGAAAUGAUUCCUGUAGAUGCAGGAAGAAAACCAAAAACUGCCAGCAAAAUCUUUUCGAGUCGUGAUGAAUUCCUCACACUGUGCGUAAGGAACAAUUGGGUAUUUUCUGAUGAGCGCCACGGAGCAUUCUCGACAGCGGCUAUCACCAAACACUACACUGACAUGAAGAAAAAGGAAGAACUAGCUGCAAAUGCCUCAGCUGCUCUAGUUCCUCUAGCGAGAUUGACACGAAAAAGAAGAGCUUAA